AUGGAACGCCGCCCGAGUGGCAAAAUGCCAUGCAUGCCGCCGGAGUGGCAAGAUGUGAAUGCAGUCUCAAUUGCCGUCCCUUCACCUACUGAAGAUGAAGCUGGAUGUUCCUCGAGUCAACAAGGAGGACUGGUUUCAGAAGAAUUAAUUGGGAGCAUCGACAAGCUCAACGAGGAGCAGGUCAAGGCGCUGAUGGGGAGCCUAAAGGCACGUCUGAAACGCGUGAAGAAGAGGAGAUAUGGCAGGAGUCGGUCCAUGGACGCAGCCAAGCGACUUGACGGCCAGGAGCAGCAGGUGAAGAUUUCGCAAGUGCAGGAGGAGAUUCUGCGGCACAUGAGCAGGCUCACGGAUGCCUGCAACGUCCAAGGAUUCGUUUACGGCCUCGUCCUGGAGAAGGGGAAGCUGUUAACCGGCGCCUCCAGUGGCUUGAAAGACUGGUGGCAGGACAAAGUGCAGUUCGACAAGAACGGCCCGUUGGCCUUGCAGAAGCAUCAGAUCGAAAACUCGAUUGCUUCGUCGAGCGCAGAAAGCAGCUCCCUGACUUCGGUUCACAAAACGCUGCUGGAGCUGCAGGAUACAACGCUGGGCUCUCUGCUUUCUUCACUGAUACGGUACUGCGAUCCUCCUCAGAGAAAGUACCCGCUUGAGCUUGGCAUUCCACCAACGUGGUGGCCUUCCGGAAGAGAGGACUGGUGGCCGGAGAUGGGAUUCCCGGAGGACCUCGAGCCGCCGCCGUACCGGAAGCCGCAUGACCUGAGGAAAGCAUGGAAGUCGUGUGCGCUCAUUGCGGUCAUCAAGCACAUGGCGCCUAAUUUCGAUAAGAUGAGGAGGAUCAUAAGAUACUCCAAGUGCCUUCAAGAAAAGAUGACUGCAAAGGAGAGCUUGCUUUGGAACGCAGUGCUCGAUCAAGAGAAACGACUGCAUGCCACUGCACCCAUUGAUGCCCCAGCAGUUCACAAGAUUGUGAUCGAUGCACACUCGAGCCCUGUCAGGGAAGAGGUUGUGGUUGGUUCUCCACAUGAUGAGCAGAUGGCGGUGGAUGUCACCCGCAAGAGGGUGUCAGAAGAUGAGCCAAGCAUGGCGCAGCGAAUCUUUACAUGCGAUUUCCCUCAGUGUCUGCACCACGAUUACCGCUAUGGGUUCCCCGAUCAGAAUUCGAGGAUUCGCCACCAGUUCAGCUGUCUGCAUCGCGAAGGAACGGCUCAGAUUGUCGACGACAACGAUCUGAGAACGAACGAAGGUGGAGCUGCUGCUGUUGUUUCGUGUGACGUAAAUGGAGGUGGAAUUGCAGUUGGUGGUGCGACAUCCAUGGAUUAUCUCUGCAACUUUUAUGAUGCCAAUGUUGACAUCAACAACCAAGAUCUGUAUCAUUUGCGGUCUCCGACGCAGAUGGAGGCCAAUAUGAACAAUUCAGCUUCUACUUCAACCAUGAUUCAGCAAAAUCCUAUGAAUCCUUUUGAGCAGAGCGGUUCAAUGAAUCUCAGUCAUUUUCAAUGGACACUUGCAUCAAUUGGAGGUCGUCAAGCUACAGAUUUCAUGGACCAAAGCCCUGCACAGGAGGAAGAAGAGUUUCAACUAUGGUGGUAA
Molecule: messenger RNA, 1587 nt
Organism: Musa acuminata AAA Group (dessert banana)
Lineage: Eukaryota; Viridiplantae; Streptophyta; Magnoliopsida; Zingiberales; Musaceae
Product: protein ETHYLENE-INSENSITIVE 3-like 1a
Exons: 1
Coding region: 1-1587 (528 amino acids)
Cellular component (GO): nucleus
Molecular function (GO): DNA binding; DNA-binding transcription factor activity
Source: RefSeq, a predicted model, not a curated record